AUGGAAGAGCAGGACCCAGAAGGACCUGGAACGGGCAAGAGAGAAAGCAAAGGCCCCAAACCCAUCCUAGCUGGGAGUGGUGUUGGAUUCUGGGAAAGCCCUGAGCCAGAGGUCUGUUAUCAGGUCAAGGCGAUCUCAGAGGAAUAUCGCCAGCGUUUCCGGCAAUUCAGCUACCAUGAGUCUGAUGGGCCCCGAGAGAGGUUGGGACCAUCUGUGAAGAUGGAAGCGGAGGUCUCUGAGGAGGAAGGGUCUCCCUUGGAAGAAGAGCAGAAGGCGCAGGCCCAGGAGCGUGCCCAAGAGGCCCUCUCACACGGAGAUGUUGAGGAGUCAGUUGGGGAAUUUCACCGGUUCUCACUGGAAAAAGCCAAGUUUGAACAGGCUGAAGGAAACUUUGAGAACAGAGAUGAACCACAGAGGCAGGAAGGAAACCAUACACUGAAAAGGGGGGUUAAGACUAUUCCUCGCCAAGGAAGCAGGUUCCAUGAAAUCCCUGUCUGCAGCCGUCACCAACGGACUCUUUCAGGAAUGAAACUGUUCAUCUGUUCAGAAAAUGGAAUGACAUUCUCUGGUCAAAGGAAGGCAUAUAAAUGCCAUUAUUGUGGAAAGUACUUCAGAUACAGAACACAGCUUUUAGUACACCAAAGAAUACACACAGUACAGAAACACAUUGAAUUCUCAGUGUGUAGAAAGAAGCUCAGUAUGAAUUCCAGUCUACAAAAGAACCAAAGAACCCACACAGGGGAGAAACCUUUUGAAUGCUCAGAGUGUGGAAAGAGAUUUAGUCAGUAUGGCAGUCUUCAGUAUCAUCAAAGAACCCACACAGGGAAUAAACCGUUUGAAUGCUUAGAGUGUGGAAAGGGAUUUAGUGGCAGUGGCAAUCUUCAGAGGCAUCAAAGAAUCCACACAGGGGAGAAACCUUUUGAAUGCUCAGAGUGUGGAAAGAGAUUCAGUCUAAAAUACAGUCUUCAAAAGCAUCUAAGAACCCACACCGGAGAGAAACCUUUUGAAUGCUCGAAGUGCGGAAAGACAUUCAGUCAGUGUGGCCAUCUUCAGUAUCAUCAAAGAACCCACACAGGGGAGAAACCGUUUGAAUGCUCAGAGUGUGGAAAGAGAUUCAGUGCAAAUGGUGGUCUUCAACAGCAUAAGAGAACCCACAAAGCAGAGAAACCGUUUGAAUGCUUAGAGUGUGGAAAGAGAUUCAGUUUGAAUUCCAGUCUUCAGUAUCAUCAGAGAACCCACACAGGGGAGAAACCUUUUGAAUGUUCAGAGUGUGGAAAGAAAUUCAGUGUGAAUUCCAGUCUUCAAAAGCAUCUAAGAACCCACACAGGGGAGAAACCUUUUGAAUGCACAGAGUGUAGAAAGAGGUUCCGUUGCAGAGGUCAUCUUCAGUCACACCAAAGAACCCACACAGGGGAGAAACCUUUUGCAUGCUCAGAGUGUGGAAAGAGAUUCAGUUGGAGUGGCACUCUUCAGCAGCAUCAGAGAACCCACACUGGGGAGAAACCUUUUGUAUGCUCAGAGUGUGGAAAGAGAUUCAACCGGAGUGGCUAUCUUCAAAAGCAUCAAAGAACCCACACAGGGGAGAAACCUUUUGAAUGCUCAGAAUGUGGAAAGAGAUUCAGUCAGAGCGGCAGUCUUCAAAAGCAUCUAAGAACUCACACAGGGGAGAAACCUUUUGAAUGCUCAGAGUGCGGGAAGACAUUCAGCCAGUAUGGCCAUCUUCAGUAUCAUCAAAGAACCCACACAGGGGAGAAACCAUUUGAAUGCUCACAGUGUGAAAAGAGAUUUAGUGCAAAUGAUAGUCUUCAACAGCAUAAGAGAACCCACACAGGGGAGAAACCGUUUGAGUGCUCAGAGUGUGGAAAGAGAUUCAGUUUGAGUUCCAGUCUUCAGUAUCAUCAGAGAACCCACACAGGGGAGAAACCAUUUGAAUGCUCACAGUGUGGAAAGAGAUUCAGUGUGAAUUCCAGUCUUCAAAAGCAUCUAAGAACCCACACAGGGGAGAAACCUUUUGAAUGUUCAGAGUGUAGAAAGAGAUUUAGUCAGUGUGGCAGUCUUCAGCAGCAUCAGAGAACCCACACAGGGGAGAAACCUUUUGAAUGCUCAGAGUGUGGAAAGAGAUUCAGUUGGAGUGGCACUCUUCAGCAGCAUCAGAGGACCCACACUGGGGAGAAACCUUUUGAAUGCUCAGAGUGUGGAAAGAGAUUCAGUGUGAAUUCCAGUCUUCAAAAGCAUCUAAGAACCCACACAGGGGAGAAACCUUUUGAAUGCUCAGAGUGUGGCAAGAGAUUCAGUGUGAGUUCCAGUCUUCAGCUGCAUCAGAGAACCCACACAGGGGAGAAACCUUUUGAAUGUUCAGAGUGUGGAAAGAGAUUCAGUAUGAAUUCCAGUCUUCAGCAGCAUCAGAGAACCCACACAGGGGAGAAACCUUUUGAAUGCUCACAGUGUGGAAAGAGAUUUAGUAACAGUGGCAAUCUUCAAAGGCAUCAAAGAACCCACACUAAGGGA
Heteronotia binoei (common prickly gecko) is the source of this 2508-nucleotide messenger RNA. RefSeq names its product oocyte zinc finger protein XlCOF6-like. The annotation marks the transcript as partial. Lineage: Eukaryota; Metazoa; Chordata; Lepidosauria; Squamata; Gekkonidae. The transcript is spliced from 3 exons. Gene Ontology annotation, biological process: regulation of transcription by RNA polymerase II. The record is from RefSeq and is a predicted model, not a curated record. Gene Ontology annotation, molecular function: DNA-binding transcription factor activity, RNA polymerase II-specific; RNA polymerase II cis-regulatory region sequence-specific DNA binding.